AUGUCCAGAAACACGGUGCAGCCCAAUGGAUGGGUUGCAAUUAGAUUGCCAAGCGAAGUGACGCGAGUUCUUCAGGUGGUUCCCCAUACAACAAUUUCUCUAGGCAAAUACGGCUCAUUCCCGAGUAAUCUUCUAAUUGAACGACCGUUCCACCUCACGUAUGAAAUCCAAGAUAAGCUUGACGGCGAAAGCUUUCCUCGACUCCGAGUCGUUCCCGGCACAGAGCUCAAUGCCGAUAAGCUCGCCGACGUGAGCGCCACCGAGUCCGCCGAUGCAGACGAGGUUAUCGAGCCGGCGAAUGGGGAGGAGCUCACGCUCGUUGAUGAGAGCGGCAAGGUCGUCGCGCGAUCUACCCGCGAGGUGAUUGACGAAUCUGCACGCCAAACGCUCACAAUGGCAGAGAUCGACCAGCUGAAGAAGGAGGGUGCGGCGGCGGGCAAGGAGCUCAUCGCCAAACUCAUGCUGUCCCACACGGCAAUUGACCAAAAGACGGCAUAUUCGCUGGCCAAGUAUAAGCUGCUUAAAGAGAAGAAGUACAUGCGACGGUUUACUGUCCUUCCUCUUGAUGUGGCCAUGCUUGGACACUGGAUGCUGUUCGAGAGAGACGGAAGCAAGGUCAUGGAGAUGCGACAAGAAAUGAUUGGCUUGCUAGGAUGUUGGGCCGAUGUUCACUUUGGCGGGUUGCCGAUUGACGGGGAGCAAGGUCCCCACGGCGGACGAUGGCUGGCUGUUGAUGACACAGGCGGCCUGCUGGUUGCAGCCAUGGCCGAGAGGAUGGGAAUACUGCACGCUGAGCCGUUGGAAGGAGAGCAGGCAACCAAAGAGGCAGUCGAAGAUGAAGAGAACCCAAAGACACAGCCUGCCGGCGAUGAAGCAGAUGCGGCGGUGGCGGACCCAUCAGCGUCUCCCAAGGCCCAGCGAAGCAGGCCCAAGCGACCGCGAAAAGACGAUCUGGAUAACCACUAUGCUCUCACAAACAGCAUCACCCUUAUUCACGCCAACUCACAACCCAACCUCUCUCUCCUCCGCCACUUUGACUAUGAACACAGCGAUCCCAACCCCCCAUAUCCGUAUCACCCGCUCUUCACCAACUUGCUACCCAUAUCCUGGCUCCAGCUGCUGGACCCAGAAUCCGACCCUACCUACUCCGAGCCCGUACCCGAAGUAGACUCCGACGUCCUCUCUUCCUGGAAGACGAACCGCCGCGCAAACUACCACCGCAAGCGACGGCGAUGGGCUCGCACUCGCCAAAUCGUCGACGCCACCCUCGCAGGCGGCUUCUCCGGUCUCGCCAUAGCAAGCACCAUGGAUCCCAUCUCAGUGCUGCGCCAUGCGCUCCCUCUGCUCGCAGGCGGUGCCCCCGUCGCCAUCUACUCACCGACUAUUGAACCCCUGACGCAACUGGCGGAUUGUUUCAGCAUUGGCCGACGGGGCGCCUGGGUUUCCAAUCCUCCGGCCGAGGCGGAGGGCAAGGCGGCCGUGGAGCUGGAGAAUUGGCCGGGCACCGCCGAAUUCCCCAUCAACCCGGCGCUGCUGAUCGGAGCGCAGGUGCAGACGAGCCGGGCGAGGAGAUGGCAAGUCUUGCCCGGCCGGACACAUCCGUUCAUGACGGAGAAGGGCGGGGCGAGCGGUUACGUGUUUACGGGCUGGAGGGCGAUUCCGGCGGAGGGUAAUAUUACGGCCAGAGGCAAAUUCAAUAAUAGGAAGAAGGCAAAGACGGGAUAA
This is a messenger RNA of Trichoderma atroviride IMI 206040, 1725 nucleotides long. RefSeq lists its product as uncharacterized. The record is from RefSeq and is a predicted model, not a curated record. Gene Ontology annotation, cellular component: nucleus; tRNA (m1A) methyltransferase complex. Gene Ontology annotation, biological process: tRNA methylation. NCBI's taxonomy places the organism in Eukaryota, Fungi, Ascomycota, Sordariomycetes, Hypocreales, Hypocreaceae.